This is a messenger RNA of Trichomycterus rosablanca, 1887 nucleotides long. RefSeq names its product programmed cell death 7 (gene pdcd7). The coding region runs from base 43 to 1764 and encodes 573 amino acids. The record is from RefSeq and is a predicted model, not a curated record. NCBI's taxonomy places the organism in Eukaryota, Metazoa, Chordata, Actinopteri, Siluriformes, Trichomycteridae. The transcript has 5 exons.
UUAGCAGCGCAGAAGCUCCAGCCGGUUUCGGAUUGAGAGAACAUGGAUGAACAUCAGCAUCACUAUUCAGUCGGGGUUCCACCACAGAACAUGUCGCCCAGACCGGACCUUUCCUCAGGACCUCCUCAGAUCAUGCCAUUCAGACCGUAUGGUCCUCCAGCACCUCCACAGAACCUGCCGCCCAGACCGGACUUCCAUGCAGCACCUCCACAGAACAUGCCAUUCGGUGUGUUUUGUCCUCCAGCACCUCCACAAAACGUGCCACCCAGACCUGAAAUGUGUACAGCACCCCAACAUGACAUGCGCUCCAGAGCUGACUUUCAUCCAGGGAGUGGUCAUGGCUCCUGGCCCUGGUUUCCACCCACACCCCAUGGAUCUUCUAAUACAUACUCCUCACACCCAUCCUUCAACCCGACCAGACCUCCUCCUGGUUAUUUCCCAUCUCCUCCUCCAGGUCCAGCAAACCUUCAGCCAGAUUUACAUGGUGGGUUUGAGGGAACUUGGGCUCAAUCUCAGAUUCAUCAGGUUAUGAACAAUCAGUCUACGAUGGAUGAUGACUAUCAUGGAGACAGAUCUGUUAAUUUAGGACCAGCAUCAUACCAAUCAAGGUUUCAAUCUAACUGCAAUGUGAUGGGGCAUCAUUUCAGUACAUUUCCACAUGGACCAGUACCCAGUGAUACCAGCGCCACCAAGAUUAAAAGCAACAUACCAGAUGCUAACGCCAACCAGAGAAAGCAAGACGAGCGGUGGAUAAAUUCUUUUCUACACAAAAGAAAAACAGUAGCUUCUUCUCAGACGUUAAAUUCACCAGAACCACGACAGUCAGUAUCUGCAUACAAAGAGGAGAUGUACAGAACAGUUCAGAUGUUGUCUGAGCUCUCAGCUCUGUGUCAGACGUUAAAAACCAACUUAGAGAACGAGGGAAAGUGGACAGACUCAUACACAAGAGCCAUGGAGCUCAGAAGAAGCCUGGAGGACAGACUGAAGGCUCUGACCGAUCCAGUGAAGGUGGACGUGAUGAAGAAGAAACUGGAACGGGUUAAAAAAAAACGGACGUGGAUGAGAAGGAAGAAGAACAAACUGGAGGAGGAGAAACGAGACCAACAGGCGCGAGCUGCAGAAAAAGUGGCGGCCAUAGAUAGGCAGCAGAUGAAACAAAUACAGGAACUAGAGGAGAAGAACAGGGAGCGAGAGCUGAAGCAGGCGGCUGAUUCCGUUCUCUCAGAGGUUCGGAGGAAACAGGCCGACACAAAGAGAAUGUUGGACGUCCUCAAAGCUCUGGAAAAACUGCGCAAACUCCGCAAAGAAGCCGCGUCCAGAAAAGGUCUGUUUCCAGAGAAGAAAAGUGACGAGGUGUUUGAGGGUCACCUGGUGCGGCUCAGGAUUCUGAUCAGAAAGCGCACGGCGGUGUACGGGGCCGAGGAGAAAGCACUGAGGGUCAUGCUGGAGGGGGAGCAAGAAGAGGAACGUAAACGAGACCGAGAGAAAAGACAGAAGAAAGAGAGAGAGAAACAUCUACAGAAGAAACGAGAAAUCGAUUCCAUGCUGUUCGGAGCUGAUCUUCCUCCUGAUCAUCCUCUUCAGGUGUAUCAGCAGUUCUACACACAGGCUGAGUGGUCAGUUCCUGCUCUUGUCCAGAUCAGGAGAGAUUGGGAUCAGUUCCUGGUUCCUGUGGAUCAUCCUGAUGGUUCCUCAGUUCCUCAGAGCUGGGUUCUUCCAGAUCCUCCAGCAGAUGAUGUGUGGGCCACGGCUCUGGAGAAAUGAGGACCGUUCGACUGGAGCUGAUUGUUUUGCAGGGACGUGGACGUGAUUUAUUCUUUUAUAACCUGAUGAUGAUUUUGUACAUUUUGUAUCUGAAUGUUGAAGAUGAAUAAAAUAUAAAGCGUG